AUGCUGCUGGACUAUUCAAAGUCGCGAUAUGUUGUGCUGGGCUUUCUCUUGGCUCUCGGAUCGACGUGUGCGCUGGCCGCACCUCUCCAGGUGAGCCUCUCCAGCAACCCGACAACAUGCCAAUCAACGACGAUCUCCUGGGAUACGUCGGCAGGCACGGCACCUUGGACGGUCACAGUAGCACCGCUUGGUCACGUACCCAUCUCAGUGACGCUGCCAUCCAACUAUAUGCACGGGAAAACGUGGAGUUGGGACUGGGAUGUUCCCGGCUACGCAACAGCCGUAUCUUCGGUCAUUGUCGCGGUCUCGGAUAGCACGGGUGCCGUGUCAGGGACCUCUGCUUUGUCCAAGCUUACCAAGGCAGGCUCGUGUUCGGCGCCGCCAGAGCAUCUCGAUUUUGUCUGGUAUCCGCCAUCUUCUAGCCCGAGACAGUGCAAUGACUGGCUCCUCACAGUACAAGAGGAUCGCGGCAAUCUCGGCCUCAAGAUGCCAGUCGACCUUCUCAUUCUACCCGAGAACGAUUCGCCGACCCGUCUUCGCAUCACCGACGCAAAGAAGAGCAGCGUUGACUGGACUGUCAACUAUGCUCGUGGCACUAGCUUUGUCAUUGCCGCUUUUGACGCCGGAACCUCGGGGACGGGUGGAGUCGGCGGCCAGACAUACACCGUCGAGCACGGCAAGUCGACCUCGUGUAUCGAGACCAGCCAGCGCGAGGCAGUAGCUGGUCUGCCAGCAGCCUCGAGUACAGCCGCUCCUCUGUCAGCAGCCACGCCUACGGCCGCCGCGUCUCGCAUGGCCACUUCCCGUGUGGCCGCAUCAGCGACCAGAACCAACGCCAAGACCUCGGCUACUGCAACUACUGCGGACAACGUAGCUGCCACUCAGAAAAAAUCUAGUCCUUCUGGUGGCGUCAUUGGUGCAGCUGUCGGCGGCGUUCUGGCGGCGCUUGCUGUUACUGGACUCGUCAUCUUUUUCUACAGGAAGCAGCGCAGCAACAAGGGCCCGGACGAGUAUGGCGUCUAUCCGAGUACCGAAAAGCGUUCUUUCUUCGGUGGGCUUGGAUCGGGUCGUUCCGCCAACCGCGAUGGCUUCAGUGGUCGAGGUGCUGGAGACGGCGGCUUCGGCGCAUCGACUGAUCGACAAGGUGGCAUUUCGCCCUUUGUUACGGGACGCGCCUCUCCGUGGCGAUGGUCUUCCCGUCAGCCUGUCGGGCUCUCCGACCACCAGGACAUGGCGCAGAUUCAAGACGAGCGCAGAGCCAUUGCCAACCGCAUGAACAGUGAACCACGACCAAUGGGGCACAGCAGCUCAGUCAGCUUGCACAGAAGUGGAGAUUCGAUCAAUGCAUCGGGAGGCGUUGGUCUCAACCUUGCUCCCAGCGUACACUCUGUGGUUCCAGACGAUGCGCUCUUCCCGCCUCCCAUCACUGUCAACAGGAACAUGAUGCCAAGCAACAGCGGCUCGAUGGGCAACGUUGGAGCUGGUCUCGGUGCAGGCACUGCUGGGGCGAUCGGCAUGAAGCGACAUUGGAAUCGCGACCGUUCGGACUCGGACAGUUCGUAUCGACAUCAACACCAGCACGAUCCAUUCCAGAACCCCGCAAAUGUCGUCCCCACACCCAAACAGGCACCUCUACAGUCAGCGCAACAACAACAACAACAACAACAACAACAGCAGCAGCAGCAGCAGCAGCAGCACCAAUACCAGCCACGGCAACAUCCAGCGUCACGCGAUUCGAUGGCGGCCAUUGCUGGCCUUCCGCUCUCGCCGUCUUCCAACUACUCCCACGCCGGAGUCACCGCUUCACGCGAUCUCACAGGCACUAUACCCAUGCAGUCGUCGUCUCAGUACGGCGUUGAACACCAAGACCUGUCGACGAUGCGUAUCGCACCGCCUGCACCCGUCACCACCUCCUUGUUCGAUCCAUACGCCCACGCAUCGCGUCUCUACUCGGAUCAGAAGAUCGCUCAUCUCAAUGCCGCUCUCGCAAAUGGGCAGAACGAUCGAGCACUCGCUACAACUCCCACAUCCGUCCAAUCGCACAACAGCGCUCCCAGGUAUGCUGACCCAAAGGAAUCGGCUGCCAGGUUUAGGACGUUGGAUGAUCAAUUGCGUAAUGACAGGAAGAAGGUUGUUUCGAGCGUCUUUGCGCACGAGGACGAUUCGGACGAUGAAGGUGGAUUGCCGUACAUGUAG
Pseudozyma hubeiensis SY62 is the source of this 2196-nucleotide messenger RNA. RefSeq lists its product as hypothetical. The transcript has a single exon. The record is from RefSeq and is a predicted model, not a curated record. Bases 1 to 2196 code for a protein of 731 amino acids. NCBI's taxonomy places the organism in Eukaryota, Fungi, Basidiomycota, Ustilaginomycetes, Ustilaginales, Ustilaginaceae.